AUGACUGCGAAUGUUGCAUAUCAGUUAGCUUGGAUGGAAUUAUUGGAUACAGAAAAUAGGUAUAUUCAUUUAUUACAAGAUGUUUAUGAUAAGGCCAUGAUAAACAAAGAAAUUGACUGUAAAACAUCAGUUGGUAUUACACAGAUUCCACUUACUCAAUUAAAACAGAAAUUACUUGGGAAUUGGUCUGAAUUACUCUCAUUUCAUAAAAUGCAUGUUCUACCUACAUUGAAAGAAUGCAAUGGAAAUGCUAAGAUGAUCAAAUAUUGGGCUUCUGUCAUGGCACCAUGCUUCAUUGACCUGUAUACUAUGUACUGUUUGUUCCAUGAAAAGACAAAACGACUAUGUACUUAUUUAGGAAACGUUUCAUGUAAAAGUGUGAAUUUAAAAAAACCAAAUGUAAAGAAUGAAACAAUUAGAAAUUAUAACACCAAUACCGAGUUAUUCAAAUCUCAACUAACCAAACCUGUACGACGUAUUCAGUCUUAUCAUGUAUUAUUGAAUAAACUUCAAAAAGAAGCGAACUUAUCUGAUGUUAAAUACUUGGACGAUGCUCGUCAAAUAUUCAACAGAAUAUGUGAUACAGUAAAUGUGACAAUGAAUCUGCGUGGUUUGACGGUAGCGCCAUCAAAGUUAGGACAUUUUUUGCUAGAAGCUGAUUUUACUGUUAACCAAACAAUCAAACCUACAAAGUCAAAACGACAUUUUCAUGUAAUUUUAUUUACUGAAAUGUUACUGUUAACAAAAUACCGUGUUUCGUUUAAAACAUCAAUUUCUAAUAAUAAGAGCUCUGAAGAUCAGUUUCCAAAUUUGGAUGAUUAUUUAGCAUUCUUUGAUUUUUCACAUAAUAGUAAGCUCAGUGGUAAUAAAUCAUAUGAAGUAGAAGAAGAACUUUGUCUACAUCAAAUUGGGUUAUUUUCAAAUUCACAUGAUCGAUGUUUCUCACUAUUUACCGAAAACUAUGGAUCCACUUAUACAUUUAAAUCAAACGAUAAUACAGUGAAACAACUAUGGACGAGUACAAUCAAUAAAUUACUUAUGAAUCAAUUGUACAAUUUACGAGUUAAUACGGAUCCACAAAUACAGACAUUCAAUAGAUUAUCGAUUUCAAGUAGUCACUUUUCUUGGCUGAAUCCAAAUUUACCAGUAAAUUCUAAAGUAAAGCAAUUAAAAGAGAAGUGA
Schistosoma bovis is the source of this 1182-nucleotide messenger RNA. The record is from the annotation of a GenBank genome assembly. NCBI's taxonomy places the organism in Eukaryota, Metazoa, Platyhelminthes, Trematoda, Strigeidida, Schistosomatidae.